AUGGAUAGCAUCAUUGAACAGAAGAACAUGCUGAUGCACAGUAAGAUCACUGAUGCUGGCAAGAGGAAUGGCUUAAUUAACACCAGGAACUUCAUGGCUGAGAGCAGAGAUGGCCUGGUGUCCGUUUACCCAGCACCCCAGUACCAGAACUGCCGGCUGCUGGGCAGUGCGGCAGCAGCCACCCUGGACAGCGGCAGGAGUGAGCCGGUCCAGCAGCUGCUGGACCCCAACACCCUGCAGCAGUCGGUGGAGUCCCACUACCACCCUAACAUCAUCCUCUACUCCGAGGGCAUGCUGCGCUCCUGGGGGGAUGGCGUGGCUGCCGACUGCUGCGAGACCACCUUCAUUGAGGACCGGUCACCCACCAGAGAGAGUCUGGAGUACCCCGAUGGGAAGUUCAUUGACCUCUCAGCUGAUGACAUCAAAAUCCACACCCUCUCCUAUGAUGUGGAGGAGGAAGAGGAAUUUCAGGAUCUGGAGAGCAACUACUCCAGUGAUACAGAGAGCGAGGACAACUUUCUCAUGAUGCCUCCCCGGGACCACCUGGGCCUCAGCGUCUUCUCCAUGCUCUGCUGCUUCUGGCCUUUGGGCAUUGCCGCCUUCUACCUGUCCCACGAGACCAAUAAAGCCGUGGCCAAGGGGGACUUCCACCAGGCCAGCACCAGCUCUCGGCGGGCCCUAUUCCUGGCUGUGCUCUCCAUCACCAUCGGAACUGGCAUCUACGUGGGCGUGGCCGUGGCCCUCAUUGCCUACCUCUCCAAGAACAAUCACCUAUGAGCUUCCUCCGCGCACGAAGGAGAAGAACUCGGGGCCAGUGUUGUGCGCACGCAGAGCGAGCAGGGCUAGCAGGGGAGAAACACCUGUGUGACGCUGUGUAGUAUAAAUUAUUGCCAAACAACUCCAUAACACCCUGAAAUUUUCUACCCAUCGAUUUGUUUUGUUUUUACCCUUUAUUUUCACAACACGUUGUAGAACAGGAGGCAGAUGGGCACUGCUAACCCUUCCAAGUGGAAGCUCCAAAGAUCCUUACCCUGAGGCUGUGUCUGGAUGGGUUCUGGUGGACUAGCGGCAGUGCAGCUCUCUCGGCAGCCUGCCAGGGCCUGGAAAGCCAUAGCACUAGCAAUAUACAAAUAGUAAAACUGUGUUUAUUUUUUAUGGGAUAUGGUGCAAUAGGCAGAAGGCCGGGGACGUGUCACUCUUCUGUCUGUUGCCUUGCUUGACUCCUCUGUCAUUUCCCCAGUCCAUGUACCUUCCCCGUGGAAAGGAAACAGGGCUGAUCAGAAAGACAGACAAAGCUGCUGGCAGGAACCCUGCUCUCCUUGGUCUUCAAUGGGUGCAGCCUAAGAAUGCCAAGUCAGAACAGUGUGGGACCUGUCCCCAGGCCCAGUCUUUCCUCCCUGCCCUUCCUUUUGCCGCCCCCCCCCCCCAGCCUAGGCUCAUCCAGCCCCCCUUGUCAUGUCCAAACUUAGCAGCCACCACACAGCAAUCUGCACCCUUGGGCCUCAUUGAUCUAGCGUGGGGGGAGCAGGCCACAGUCUGUCCCGGACUCCUCCCAGAAGGACGCCGAGGUUUGCUCCAGGACCUGCGGACACCAUCUCAGCAUAAAGACAAGCGUUGGCGCUCGCCUUGGUGAUAAGCAGUGGCACUAGUGAUCUUAGGAGGAGAUGAACCUUCUCUGUUGACUAAAUGAAUAGCUAUUUUCUUGUCAUUUUUUAAGUGCAACUACUGCUUCAUGCUGCUUAGUUAUCAGACGAAUGCUGAGAAAUAAUCACAGACAUUUUA
Myotis myotis is the source of this 1782-nucleotide messenger RNA. RefSeq names its product synapse differentiation inducing 1 (gene SYNDIG1). The record is from RefSeq and is a predicted model, not a curated record. NCBI's taxonomy places the organism in Eukaryota, Metazoa, Chordata, Mammalia, Chiroptera, Vespertilionidae. The coding region runs from base 1 to 777 and encodes 258 amino acids. Gene Ontology annotation, cellular component: excitatory synapse; intracellular membrane-bounded organelle; synaptic vesicle membrane. The transcript is spliced from 3 exons. Gene Ontology annotation, biological process: positive regulation of synapse assembly; synaptic vesicle clustering.